This is a messenger RNA of Abrus precatorius (Indian licorice), 1834 nucleotides long. RefSeq names its product proline transporter 2-like. Bases 249 to 1574 code for a protein of 441 amino acids. The transcript has 7 exons. Lineage: Eukaryota; Viridiplantae; Streptophyta; Magnoliopsida; Fabales; Fabaceae. The record is from RefSeq and is a predicted model, not a curated record. Gene Ontology annotation, cellular component: plasma membrane.
GGUUAAAAUGGUAUGAAAUACUAAGUAUAGUGAGAAAAAAGAGAAAUUGGUAUUUAGUAAUUACCAAAUUUUCUAUAAAAGGAAAAAUGAUUGGCUGGUUAUUGUUUAUUGGGUUUGAAUAGCCAAGAGGAGAGAGUUAUCGUGAAGAUAUAAAAGAAGGGUGUUGGUACCUGUUUUUCGCGCUAGGCUAGUUUUGGUGUAGGAGAAGCUUAGCGUCACGGUGCUCGCUCGUGUCACAAUAUUCAACAAUGGGUAGAGGAGACAUUGAACUCAACUCAAAUAAGCACUAUGACCACGAUGCCGGGGACGCUGAACUCCCAGACACCGCACAUCAGAUUAGUAGUGAUUCAUGGUUUCAAGUGGCUUUUGUGCUUACCACCGGAAUAAACAGCGCCUAUGUGCUUGGAUAUCCCGGGACAGUCAUGGUUCCCCUGGGUUGGAUUGGGGGUGUGAUUGGUCUAAUUCUUGCUACUGUAGCAUCACUCUAUGCAAAUUCUCUAAUUGCUAAACUCCAUGAAUAUGGAGGGACAAGGCGCAUUAGAUAUAGGGAUCUUGCAGGAGCUAUAUAUGGUAAGAAAGCGUAUUCUCUCACCUGGGGUAUGCAGUAUGUCAAUCUUUUCAUGAUAAAUACUGGUUACAUCAUUCUGGCCGGUUCAGCCUUGAAAGCUACGUAUGUUCUGUUUAGGGAUGAUGGAAUGCUGAAGCUUCCAUAUUGUAUAGCCAUAGGUGGAGUUGUCUGUGCAAUGUUUGCCAUUUGUAUUCCUCACCUCUCAGCUCUUGGAGUUUGGCUGGGAUUUUCAACAGUUUUCAGCUUAGUAUAUAUUAUUAUAGCAUUUGUGCUGUCGCUUAAAGAUGGACUACAUUCACCAGCUCGAGAUUACAGCAUUCCGGGAAGUGGUGCAAGUAAAGUAUUUUCAACAAUUGGAGCGUGUGCCAAUCUUGUGUUCGCAUAUAAUACUGGCAUGCUUCCUGAGAUACAGGCAACGAUUAAGCAGCCAGUUGUGAAGAACAUGAUGAAAGCCCUGUACUUUCAGUUCACCCUUGGGGUUCUACCAUUGUACCUGAUUGCCUUUAUAGGAUACUGGGCUUAUGGAUCUUCCACAGCUGUGUAUUUACUGAAUAGUGUAAAUGGUCCAGUCUGGGUGAAGGCCUUGGCCAACAUUACAGCUUUUCUUCAAUCAGUCAUUGCAUUGCAUAUAUUUGCGAGUCCAAUGUACGAGUUUUUGGAUACUAAAUAUGGGAUCAAAGGAAGCGCACUGAAUAUUAGAAACUUGUCGUUUCGAAUCGUGGUAAGAGGUGGUUACCUGGCCUUCAAUACAUUUGUGUCCGCCUUCCUGCCAUUCCUUGGAGAUUUCAUGAGCCUCACAGGGGCUAUGAGCACAUUUCCCCUUACAUUUAUUCUUGCAAAUCACAUGUACCUUAUGGCAAAGAAGGAAAAACUGACAUUCUUACAAAAGUCCUGGCACUGGCUCAACAUUUGUUUCUUUGGCAUGCUGUCUUUUGCAGCAACAGUUUCAGCCUUACGGCUCAUAGCCGUAGACUCCAAAACAUACCAUGUUUUUGCUGACUUGUGAUUAGAUUCAUUCGAUUUUUUCAGCAAUUGUAACAUUAUAUGUUUAGUGCUUAUGUUUUUCAUUGUAAUAACCAAAAAUAAAGAGCAGGUUUUCUAGCAGAAGAUUGUAUUAAUAUGUAUUUGGGGAAGGUUAGAAAUAGCUUAUGAGGAGCUUGUGAAAAUAGUUUGUGUCUCAAACUCUUUAAUUUGUUUUAGUAAAUUUUUAUGUCAUUAGUUCUCAUUUAUAAAGAGCUUAUUGAAUAAGUGCUUAGUUGUAUUUUU